AUGUCCCGGGUCAGGCCUCGCUCAGAGCCUGUGAUUGGACAGAUCAUGUCCCGGGUCAGGCCUCGCUCAGAGCCUCUGAUUGGACAGACCAUGUCCCGGGUCAGGCCUCGCUCAGAGCCUGUGAUUGGACAGACCAUGUCCCGGGUCAGGCCUCGCUCAGAGCCUGUGAUUGGACAGACCAUGUCCCGGGUCAGGCCUCGCUCAGAGCCUGUGAAUGGCCAGACCAUGUCCCGGGUCAGGCCUCGCUCAGAGCCUGUGAUUGGACAGACCAUGUCCCGGGUCAGGCCUCGCUCAGAGCCUCUGAUUGGACAGACCAUGUCCCGGGUCAGGCCUCGCUCAGAGCCUCUGAUUGGACAGAUGUGA
Molecule: messenger RNA, 363 nt
Organism: Knipowitschia caucasica
Lineage: Eukaryota; Metazoa; Chordata; Actinopteri; Gobiiformes; Gobiidae
Source: the annotation of a GenBank genome assembly